This is a messenger RNA of Rotaria sp. Silwood2, 456 nucleotides long. The record is from the annotation of a GenBank genome assembly. Lineage: Eukaryota; Metazoa; Rotifera; Eurotatoria; Philodinida; Philodinidae.
AUGACCGCCCGGAAAAAUCAUGAUCUUGGUAUAUUUGCUGCUACUCAACGUACUGAAGGUGUUUCGACAUCUGAUAUAAUAUGUCGUAUUGUUCGUGAUUAUGAUACGUAUGUACGACGAAAUUUAGCUCGUGGUUAUUCAUCUCAAGAUUUAAAUGUUAGUUUUAUUAAAAAAAAUCAACUUGAAUUUCAAUCACGAAUUAAUACAGUUAAAUUAAAACUUCAUACAUAUAAAGAAGAAUCAAAAACAUUUAUGGAACGUUGGGAAGAUCGAAGUAAAGAAUAUAUACAUGAUUUUAUUGGUUUAUUUGAACAUGCAACUGUUUUAAAUUUACUUAAUCGAACACGAUCCGGAGUUGUACAUUCUAAUACUCCUAAUAAACAAAGUAAUACAGAAAAUAAUGAUAUCAUUACAUUAGAAGAUAAUAAUUUUAAUGAACAGAAAUCGAAACAAUAA